AUGAUUUUCCCGUCCAGCAAGACUUUCUUUCUCCUCGCCGCUGCCUUUGCUGUGGUCCGUGCUGAGGACGACCCCAACAAUGAACGUGGUUUUGGUGGCUUGCGUGCGCCUACCACCACAGCCCCGGCUCCCACCGAUGCUCCCACUCAGUCUCCUGUUGCCACUCCCGAUGACAAAACUACUGUUGACGACACGUCCAACGUCAAGGGAGAUCCUCACUUCCAGACGUUUGGAGAAGAGAAGUAUGACUACCAUGGCGAGUGUGAUUUGGUCUUGUUGAAGAAUCCUCUCUUCAAGGAAGUGGGCAUGGAGGUCCACAUUCGUACCAAGAUCACUGACUGGUGGAGUUCCGUUGAAGCCGCCGCUGUCAAGCUUGGCGAUGAAGUGUUGGAAGUCAAUGCCGGCAACUUGGAUCAGUGGCUCUGGAUCAAUGGCAACGCCAACGAAGAGAUGGAAGACAACAAGUACUACACUUCCCAGGUCAAUGGCAUGCACGUCCGCUACCAGCGCAAGGGUGUCAACCGUGAAGCCAACAUCUACCUUGAAGGCCGCCCCGAACGUGCUGUUGUCGCUCCCAACAAGUGCAAGCUUCCUGAGUUCCGCACCAAGCAGGAAAUGAAGUCCAUGAUUCGCAAGCGUCGUCUUGCAGGUGGACUCUCUGAGGAUGCCAUUGAGAGGGCAUGUGCUCAUGUUCCUGAAGGUGAACGUGAAGAUUGCAUCUACGAUGUCACUGCCACGCAGGAUGUUGGCAUGGCCAGUGUCUUCUAA
Seminavis robusta is the source of this 768-nucleotide messenger RNA. The record is from the annotation of a GenBank genome assembly. Lineage: Eukaryota; Bacillariophyta; Bacillariophyceae; Naviculales; Naviculaceae.